Molecule: messenger RNA, 981 nt
Organism: Colletotrichum higginsianum IMI 349063
Lineage: Eukaryota; Fungi; Ascomycota; Sordariomycetes; Glomerellales; Glomerellaceae
Product: Tat pathway signal sequence
Exons: 2
Coding region: 1-981 (326 amino acids)
Biological process (GO): glucan catabolic process
Molecular function (GO): hydrolase activity, hydrolyzing O-glycosyl compounds
Source: RefSeq, a predicted model, not a curated record
AUGCCUUCGCACAAAAUCAAGACGGUCCUGGUCGGCGCCGCCGCCCUCCUCCUCUCCUCAGCGCCCGGGCCGGCCCAGGCGCAGCAAAAGUACGUCCUCCACGACAACUACGACAGCUCAAACUUCUUCAAUGAGUUCAACUUUUUCGACCAGCCGGACCCCACGCGUGGCUCGCAGACGUACACGAGCGCGCGGACGGCCAACGACAGGGGCCUUGCGGGCUACGCAAAGGGUGGCAUCUACCUGGGUGUCGACGCCAAAACUCCCGGCCAGGGUCGUCAGUCGGUCAGAGUGACUUCGAACAAGGCUUUCGAUACGGGCUUGUUCAUUGCCGAUAUCCAACACAUGCCGACGAGCAGCUGCGGUGUCUGGCCUGCGUUCUGGAUGUUUGGUCCCAACUGGCCCAACUCGGGCGAAAUCGACAUCAUCGAGGGCGUCAACACACAAGAGUCCAACUCGGUGACGCUCCACACAGGACCCGGCUGUAGCAUCACUAACGACGGUACGGUCCCAUCCACCACGCUCAAAGACAAGGACUGCAACGCCGGCACGGCCUUCACGGGGUGUGGCCAGACGACGGCCAGCAACCAGAACUACGGUGACGGCUUCAACGCCAUCGGCGGCGGCGUCUACGCCGUCGACUUCAACAGCCAGGCCAUCUCAGUGUGGUUCUUCCCGCGCAGCGCCAUCCCCGGCGACGUCGCCUCGGGUAACCCGAACCCGGCAUCGUGGGGCCGGCCGCUGGCCAAGUUCAACGGCGGGUCCGGAUGCGAUAUCCCCGCGCACUUCAAGCAGCAGAACCUCGUUUUCAACAUUGCCCUAUGCGGUGACUGGGCCGGGAAAGUGUGGGAGCAGAACGACGAGUGCAAGGCCCUGGCGCCACAGUGCUCCGACUACGUGGCGGCCAACCCCCAGGCCUUCACGGAGGCGUUCUGGCUCAUCAACUCGGUCAAGGUCUACCAGGCUGAUGGUGGUAAGUGA